CCCGAGUGGAGCACCAUGGGCACCGGGGAGUUUGUCUGCAUCUCCAUGACCGGAGGGGCUCCCUGGGGCUUCCGCCUGCACGGUGGCAAGGAGCAGAACCAUCCUCUACAAGUGGCCAAGAUUCGUGGCAAGAGCAAAGCCUCAAGGUCUGGUUUACAAGAAGGGGAUGAAGUGGUCUCUAUCAAUGGCACCCCAUGUGCAGAUCUCACCUACUCAGAAGUCAUCAAACUUAUGGAAAGCAUCACUGAUUCUCUCCAAAUACUUAUCAAAAGACCAUCAAGUGGAAUAAAUGAGACCUAUAUCCCUGAGACUGAAAACAAAGAUCAUGACCACCUUGUACAUGAGGACCAUGUGGAGAGUACCAGUCUACAUAUUUGGCCCCACUGCACCCAAGCCCAGAGGGCAUCUCCUGGCCAGAAAGAUGAAAGCAACCCUGAUUUUUCAGGAGAAACCAAGCCAAGCUCUCAAAUAGUUUCGCACCCCCUGAGAAGACCCUGGGCUGAGCCAAUAGCCUUGGGGGAGACAGAAGAAGGCAGGCUGGGAGCUGUAGUGGAAUUGCAAUUGUCCCUCUCACCUGACAGACACAAGGACCCUGGGGCUUUGGUGGGGACUGUUCCGGGAGGAGCUGAAAACCAUCCCUCCCCUGACCCUUACCCUAACCAGUUGCAGGGAGGGCUUGGCCACGGAACGUCUGCCUUCUCUGAUGAGAAAGAGGAUUCCGGUCAGAGGCCCAGAGACAAGCUACUUCAGCUCUCUAGUGGCAGAGAGUUACAAGGCACCCAGGGGAGAGAGGCGGGAGCCCCUCAUCUCUCCAGAGCUGAAGUCAUCAUCAGUUACUCCUACGACAGAGAGAAGGCAGAAGGGUCCAACUGGGCAGGAAGAAAGGGGUGUGGUGAUUUUCAAGUGGAAGGAGGGCGGGCUGAAGCACCUCCUUCUGUGGUCUCCUUUCCGAUCUCCUCGGAAGGCAUUGAGCAGGGAGAAGAUCAGCAGAUCUCAGAAAGGGAUCACCGACGGCCCCACAAGCACCGAGCUCGGCACGCCCGGUUCAGGAGGAGCGAAAGCUUGUCCGAGAAACAGGUGAAAGAAGCCAAGUCCAAGUGUAAGAGCAUUGCCCUCCUCCUUACAAAUGCCCUCAACCCCAACUCCAAGGGGGUUUUGAUGUUUAAGAAACGCCGCCGGAGGGCGAAGAAGUAUACCUUGGUCAGUUACGGCACCGGAGAGCUUCAGCGGGAAGCAGACACCGAAGAAGAAAGCGAAAAAGACGGGGUUGUGGAAGUCAAAUUCACGAGCGAGUCGGAGGUGGAUGAAGAGAUCGUCUCGGACGCUGACGACGAAGAAGCCCCGGUGUGGACCCCGGCCUGGAACUCUGGCCUGGUAGACGCUGAGAAGAAGCUGAAAAGUGGAGACAAGAUGCAGAUGCUGCCAGACAGCUCGGGGAAGGGCGUCCUCAUGUUUGCCAAGAGGAGGGAGAGGAUGGACCAGAUCACAGCUCAGCAAGAGGAGGUGAAGGCAGAGGGAGUGGCCCGCCGGGAGUUCGAGGAUGGCCAAGCAGAUGGGCUGAGAACAGUCACUUCCUACCAGACGAGAGAAGAAGAAAGCGUGAGGAUGCAGAGCAACUUGUGUAAAAGCUACCUUGAAGGAGGCCACAUAGCUCAACAAAAUGGUUUCAGUGGAGCCCCGGAGCUGCCAGAGGCUCACAGAUUGACCGCCUCCAACAGGACGGCUAAGCCCUUCCCAGGAUCGGUAAACCAGACGGCCGUGCCAUUUUCCCCAACCAGAAACCUAGCAAGUCCUCUAUAUGACUUUCCUGCUCCACCCCCUUACUCGGCCGUCACCCCUCCUCCGGAAAUAUUGUCCAGAGGGGCGACCAGCCCUUUAGCUGCCCCGGCCCAACCACCUCCAUGGCCCCAGCCAGCCCCGUGGGCCCAGCAGGCUUUCUACGAGCCAACCGAACAGAUCGCUUCCCGGGAUGAGAGAAUUGCCGUUCCAGCCAAGAGAACGGGCAUAUUGCAGGAGGCCAGGCGGAGGGGCACCUCGAAGCCCAUGUUUACCUUCAAAGAGACGCCCAAGGUCAGCCCUAACCCUGAACUGUUGUCACUUGUGCAAAAUGCAGAGGGCAAGAAAGGCACCGGGGCCGGGUUUGAGUCGGGACCCGAAGAAGACUACCUCAGCCUUGGAGCAGAGGCUUGCAAUUUCAUGCAAGGCCACUCUUCGAAGCAGAAGACCCCACCUCCCGUGGCUCCUAAACCCUCGGCCAAACCCUCUCCUUCUCAGCCAGUCACUCCCAUCUCUCCAGUCUGGUCUCCAUCGACUGCAGCUCCUAGCCAACCUCCUGCGUUCCCUGUCUCAAACCAGGCCCAGGGAAUCAACGCAUCUGCCAUUAAAAUAGCUCGACCUGCUUCGACCACUUACCAGCCCCCAAGCACUCCGAAUGUGGCGGGUCCCUUCAAAGGACCCCAAGCAGCGGUGGCCAGUGUCAACUACGCACCCAAGGCUACACCUGCAGGAAACGCUACGCCAGUCUCUGGGACGGGACCAUCCAGCGAAUUGCCACAAAUGAGCGGUAAAGGGGCCCAGCUCUUUGCCAAGAGGCAGUCUCGGAUGGAGAAGUACGUGGUAGACUCAGAAAAAGUACAGGCUCACAUGGCGCGGGCUCAGUCUCCGACUCCAUCUUUACCAGCUUCUUGGAAAUAUUCCUCCAAUGUUCGAGCCCCUCCACCUGUCGCUUACAAUCCAAUCCACUCUCCAGCCUACCCUCCAGCUGCAAUCAAGCAACAGUCUGGAGCUUCAGCGGCCUCCAAACCAACCAAGAAAAAGGGGAAGAAGCCUCUCAAUGCUUUAGAUGUCAUGAAACACCAACCCUAUCAGCUCAAUGCGUCUCUCUUUACUUUCCAACCUCCAGAUGCCAAGGACGGCCCUGUCCCAAAGCCACUGGCCAAGCACAGUCCAGUCCCAGUCUUGAAGCCGGCUUCUCCUUCCUCACAGCCAGUCAAUGCUAGCUCACCCACCACCUUCCGAGCUUCCUCCGUGUGCUCUGUGCCAGCCUACAGUUCUCAACCUACCUUCCAUUCGGAGGCUGCUGCCACACCAGUUAGCCCGUCCCCGGUGCCCAUAGGCCUACCCACCUCUCCCAAGCCCGAUUCCGCUCCCGCAACUUACUUCGUGGCUCCGAGGCCCAAGUUUUCAGCCAAGAAAAGCGGUGUCACAGUUCAGGAUGGCGGACAAUCCUUACCACAUUUUGGAAGACCUGUUGCAACCACCACAUCUCCCAGUUCUUUGAUGUUCCAACCUUCCUAUAUUAAUCCUAGCAAACCAGCCGGUGAGCCUGCUAAAGUCAACAAGAGACUCACACCUUGGGAAGCAGCUGCUAAGUCACCCUUUGGCCUUGUGGAUGAUGCCUUUGGCCCCAGAAACAUCCAGGAAUCCAUCAUGGCCAAUGUAGUCUCUGCUGCCCAUAGGAAAAGCUUUCCAGAGCCAUUUGAGGACUGGAAACCAAGAAUUUCCUAUGCACCCCAGGCUCAGAAAACAAACCUGGGUCCACUCUACAGGAGGGAGAAUGGCAUCAUCCCCAAUCUGCCAAAAAACACCAGGGCAAUAUCUUAUGCCAACAGCCAGUAUGAUGCCCCAUUGCCAUAUUUCACCUACUAUGGGAAGCCCUCUAGGACUGGGUUUGAAAGAAUGACCAUGGAGACCAAGUCUGAGUAUGGCCUCUCCUUCAGUGAUGGGAACUACAAUCCACAUCCAAGAGGAUGGAAGCGUGAGACCUGAGAAUUCUCCAGGUUACAGAGUAAAGAAAUCCUCCCAUUCUGUGCUUACCACAUCUAUCUUUUCUAAUAGCUUACUACAUCUACCACUUCUAAUUGCUAAAUCAUGGAACAAAUCAAGAGACAUUUGCUUGUUUCAACCAAUUCUGUAGGACGUGAAAAUAUUUUAUUCUCCACAAAAGAAAUAGAUUUGGACUCAUAUGGCUCUGAGAAUCUUCUUUAUGAGAAAUUUGUUUAUUUUUUUGGUCUUACUCUUCCCUACCACUCACUCAAGAAAGGGAUGGAGGAAAAGAGAUACCAUUUGUAAGAAGAAAAUGCAAUUGUCUGAUUUGUUUCUGGAGUCCUCAGUCUAAUUUUCUUUAUGUCACCAAUACAUUUCCCAGCAGGGCUAGCAAUUCAUCUCUGUGAGAAUUGAAAAGGACUGUGUUCAGGCGCCAUAUGUUGGAAUAUAUGGGAGCUGUUGGAAUACACAGGAGCUACCUGACAGUGGCUGCUAGAGAUCCAACCCAGACCUACAGAACGGAUCUCCUCUUGUGAGAGGAUGCUACAAGGAGACCGAGAAGCAUUUGCUAUUUUCUGAUCUCUCUGACUGAAAGACCGUUGCAUUGUCUGACCUCUCUCCUCUUCCCUCUGCUGCCAAUUUAUCUCAUUCCCAGUCUGCAACACCUGUGUCAGCAAAGGCUGCCUUGCAACUCCUUCAGAUGUUAUGAUCCACAGUUGUGGAGGCUCUCGGAGAAUUGAUUUGUCCCUUAAUAGGACUGGGUCUUCCAUCUGACCUUUGUUCUACCAUGAGUUAAGAAAGGAAGGAAUAUUCUGGUACUUCUAGAUCUGUUAUUGGAGAUCCACAACAAGGAAUCUAAUUUGGGAGAGGCUUUCAAAAGCAAUACAUCAGUGUAGUUUGUACAUGAAGGAAUUCCCUGGGGAUGAUUUGUAAAAAAUAUUUUGAUAGAUUAAUAUUUAAUUAAAUUAAAUUUUCUUUAAAAAACUGGUAGAAGUUACAGACAGUCUGUGAAAGAGACUAUUGAAAUGAACAUUUUUGGAUAAGGUCACUAAGAAUGCCAGAAGAAUGCCAGAAUUAUUUUUGAAAUCAAUAGAAUAAUAUACCUGAAGUAGGGAAAGAUUUGCAAAUUGUAUAAUUUCUAAUUAAUUUAUAUUUAACCUUCUAAGAAUGAAAUAGGUAUAAGGAUAGGGACUGACUACAUUGAUAUAAAGGGCUUCUCAGGGAGUCAAUUCCCUUUACCAAGUAAGUUGGAAAUUUAUUUGCAAUUAAUAGUUUUAGAGAGCUGCCUGAGGCAAUGAAAGGUUGUGAUUUGUGGAGGAUCACACAGUCUACAUCUGACAGAGAGUAGAUUGGAACUCAAGACUUCUCAUCACCCAAGCUGACUCUAGCCAUUACCCCAUGCUGCGUCUAAAGAAUGAAAGCAACUCUAGCAAAAUAAAUAUGGUGGGUUAUUCAUGUCUUUUAUUCAUGAUAUAGAUAUGUUUCAAUCUCAAGGUUAAUGAGGCCAUGAAUGUCAUGACAUGCUUUCUUCUCUUUAUCCAAAAGAAUUAUGAAAUGGAGGUUUUUUGUUAUGUGCUAUAGGGUGUGAGUGCUGAUGUGAUGGAGAGGAAAAGAUCCUAGGGGAGUUGUCAUGUAUUUUAACAGGGCUAGGAAAAUAGCCAAUUAUAACUAUUGUCACUGUCCGUGGUAGCUAGUCACUGAGAUGUAGAGAAAGUUGUUGGCCAACAAAUCAACCAGCACAAAUCAAUCAACUAACUCCUAACAGCUAAUAACUUGGAUAAAUUGAUAGAUGGUAGACAGGUAGAUGAUAGAUAAAUAGAUAGAUGGUAGAAAGAUUAUAGACUGAUAACUAAUAGACACAGAUAAUAGAUGAUAAAUAGAAAGACAACUAGCUAGAUGGAUAGACUGAUGGAACAUUUAUUAAGUGCUUACUCUGCACAAGACACUACAUGAAGUACUAGGGAUGCAAAUCAAAGAGAACAAGAUAGGCUGGGCUUGCAAGGACAGGAUACAGGAUCAGAAAUUUUGAGAAUGAAGGAAUCUUAGAGGUAAUUUAAUCUGAACACUUAUUUUUCACAGGCAUAAAGUGAGGUCUAGAGAAGCACAGUAACUUAUUUUCUUAAGGCCAAAAAGUCAGUGGAAGGAAAAGAUUUGUUCCAGGAUCCCUGACUCCCAAUGCAUUCAUUGACUUUUUUUUUUUACUACACCAAGAAACUGAAGCUCUAGUUCAUAAAUUAUAAAGUAAUCAAUGUGACUCUGGAAUUAGUCAUUAAAUGUGAGAGAUGAAUGGCAUCAUUGGGAGAGAUCCUUAAAGAAGAAUGACAGAGCUCAGAAUCCCUGAUGAGAUCCCGGGUGUCAGUUUGAGUAGCAGAAAACAAGGUCCAAAUCUGACUCAGUGUCUCAGUUUGAAUUUUUUAACUGUGAAUUUAAAAAACACUCAGAUGAUAAGAAAUUAAGGGUUUUUAUUUGGUAUACAUAAGUGCUUAGGAAGCUAAGCCACUGUAGUGAACUUUUCUUCUAAGAAAUGUCAUUUUCACUGGUCUCUUUCACUGAAUGUAAGUUUUAAAGGGAAAAGGAAAAGCCAAUCCUAAUGUUUGCCUUGCAGAAAUGUAACAUUGGCAACAUCUUUGCUAUCAUCACCCAAAAAUACAGGGAUCAAAUGGGGAUGAUGGUGAGUGUUGUUUUUAAAGAGAUGUUAAUUGCUGAGAAGAAAGAAGAUAUAGCACAAAUUCUACCAAAUACAGAAACACGCAUAAUAAUGGGGAAUUCUUGAGAAAUUCUUGGCAUGGUGACUGCCAGCUCCAUUUGUCAGCCCUUCUCCCACUGGCAACCCUUCUCUGGACUCAUCAUGACUAUCACAAUAUCAUUCAGCUGUUCACUGACUCAGUUUGGUGUGAGGAUAUUAAGAGUUCAGCCAAAAAGACUUUGCUCCCCAACCUGCAUGCUUUGCUUAGCUACUAAAUAAAUGCUACCACUUUUGUCCUUUAAUCACUGAUAGUAGUUAUAGUAGCCAUGACUAUUCCUGUGGUAUGCUAGAGAAAGACACAACCAUUUACAAUAUCAAGUUUCAUUUUUUUCAGUUUCCAGAAUGAAAUAGAUUCACUCACUGCCUCAAAAGUCCCAUUAUUGAUGUUUUAAAAAUUCAAUUUAACAAGCCUUUUAAAAAGUGUCUACCAUGGACAAGUCUUGAGGCCAGGUAUUGAGUAUACAAGAGAAUAAAUAAAAUAAUCACCAUCUUCCAACAUCUUAUAUUCUAUGGGGGGAAAUUACAUAUAUAUAGAUUAGAUCAGGAAAUGCAAGGUCAAGACAAAGAAAAAUAAAGUUAUUUCAAAAGUAACAGAGUCCUGAUAACUGAAAGAAUCAGAAAAGGAUUCAGGUGAGAAGUCAAAGGAUUGUGCUUUGAAGGCUAUUGAGGUUUCCAAGAGGUAGAAGUGAGAAGUGAAUGAAUUCCAGAUGUUUACUUCCUUUUAACACUAUCCUCCAUCCAAAGCCUUCUUUGCUAUAAAGAAAAAAAAAUAAUCAGAGUCUGAUUGUAUAUCGCAUAUUCUCCACCAUUUUAUUGGAGGGAGAGAGCACAUUUUACUUUUAAGUAUCAUUACAGAAUUCUGCUCUCUUUGUCAAACUUAGUUUAACAUCAUUAAUAAUAAUUAUCUGAUUAUCAGUCUUCAAACUUUAAGAAAAAAGCAAUACUUGAGAAGCAAAGAAUUCCAUCUUUACCAGAGAGAAUGGACACACUCAUUGGAUUUCUGUUAAAAGAAGACUUUAGGGGCAUCUAGGUACUACAGUGGAUAGAGCACCAGCCCUGAAGUCAGGAGGACCUGAGUUCAAAUCUGACCUCAGACACUUAACAGGUCCUACCUGUGUGACUCUGGGCAAGUCACUUAAGCCCAAUUGCCUCAGGGGGAAAAAAAGCAAAAAAUAAAAAUGAAUUUUCUAUCAUUGAUAGAAAGUCAUAUAUACUUGACAGAGAUGACUCCAAAAUGGAAAAUGGCUCAAGUAAACAGCUCUGGAUCCUCUUGAGAUCUAAAGAUCUAUUUGGUGAGCAAGAAAUUCACUCUACCUAAUUGUUCCAUUAGAAUUAUUAAAUUAAAGCUUGAGAAAUGGAAGAGGUAAAUACUGAAACUCCCUGAUUUGAGGGAGGGAAAAAUUGAAGUUCAGAGUGGGAACCUAACUUUUGACCUGGAAGGGGGAUCAUUUACUACAAACUCCUUUUACAUAGGAAGUUGAGGUUCACCUGGAGAAAAGAAAUGAUUUAACAAGGUCAUCCAGAGAGUAAAUAGUGGAGCUGGGAUUUGAACUAUUGUUUUCAGAAUCGAGUCUAGUACUCUUUCUACUUCCACAAGUUGAAGAAUGAUCUUAGGAAAGAAGUGGAAACUGACAUACUGAACCAAUAUACUUUCCCUGGGACCUAUGGCUUCGUAAGGACAGUGUCCUCUUGUGGUAGGACUAGCUUCUUCCAGGUCCUCCCCAGAGCUAGAGAAAAAUGCAGCUUCCUAGAAGCAAGGCAGGUACUCAUUCAGAAGCAUUGUGUUUUAAUUCUAGAGAUGCUAUUCUUCCAUCUUCAACUUAACACCAAACUGAAUCCCAUGUGGCUAUCUGGGAAGUCUAUUGAAUUAUUACAUGUUUAACUUUUUCUUUCCUUGUGUGUUUUAUGAAUGUACAAAUCUAUUCGUAGGUUCACAGAUUAUAAGCUGGAAAAAGCCGGCAAGGUCAUCUAGUGCAACCUCCUCAUUUUAUAAGUGAAGAAACUGAAUCAGAGGGAAGGAAUGGGACUUGGCCAACAUCCUCUGGCUGUCAGCAGCAGAGCUGAGAUUUGAAUCCCCAUUUGAAUCCCCUUUCUCUGAAAAUAAAUUCCGCACUCUUUCUAAUCCACACAACUUUAUUCCUUAGAAGCAUCUUUUAGUUAUAUCCACAAAGCACGUUUUAGCUUUCAGAAGAGCAUGCACCUACACUUCCCCCCUCCAAAGGUAUAGAUAUAUAUGGCCUGAACAAAUACCAACUUGCCCACAGAUAGAUUGCAUGAAAUGGGAUCAGGUGGCUGCAGAUUCAGCUCUAAUUAAAGCAAAGGAAAUUAUGCAAAGGCUUGCUUGUUGUGAGGGCUCACUGCUCAGGUUUAGUUUCUGAACAAUGUUCAUCACUGGUUUCCAUUGUAAGAGAUUCCUUACCAUCUAAAUGUCUGAAUCUUAGCUAAAUCUAAUUGUGAUUUCCACUUACGUUGAUUUAUCACCAAUGACUGGGUUUGAAAGGUGCAUGUCAAUGAUGAAAGUUGCAUUAAUAAAAAUUAUCUUACCAAAAUUAAAUAAAA
This is a messenger RNA of Antechinus flavipes (yellow-footed antechinus), 9070 nucleotides long. It is a transcript of the gene SYNPO2, whose product is annotated as synaptopodin 2. Gene Ontology annotation, biological process: positive regulation of actin filament bundle assembly. The record is from RefSeq and is a predicted model, not a curated record. Gene Ontology annotation, molecular function: actin binding. Gene Ontology annotation, cellular component: stress fiber; Z disc; nucleus. Lineage: Eukaryota; Metazoa; Chordata; Mammalia; Dasyuromorphia; Dasyuridae. The transcript is spliced from 5 exons. The coding region runs from base 16 to 3768 and encodes 1250 amino acids.